Molecule: messenger RNA, 152 nt
Organism: Plasmodium inui San Antonio 1
Lineage: Eukaryota; Apicomplexa; Aconoidasida; Haemosporida; Plasmodiidae
Exons: 1
Source: RefSeq, a predicted model, not a curated record
AAGGAAAAACAGAAAGGACGAAAGAUGCCAUCAACAAGGAGCCAACAUCCAAAUCAUUGUUUCUAACUAUUCAAAAAUCAAAUGAAAGGAAAGGAGCAAAUCCCUAUGCCACUAUAAAAUUCAUGUUUUCAAGACUCAUUAUCACUCUAUAA